UGGUUCGCAGGUGAACUUUCACACUGAGUCAUACAUGAACGUUUACCCCAAGGACAAAAUCGUAUAUCUUACGAGCGAGUCGGAAAAUGUGAUAGAUCAUCUCGAUCACGAAUGGGUAUAUAUCAUAGGCGGUCUCGUCGAUCAUAAUGCACAUAAGGGUAUAUGCCACAAGCUAGCGAGAGACGCGGGCGUCAGGCAUGGGCGAUUGCCAUUGGAUAAAUUUCUGCGGAUGAAGGCGAGAAAGGUUUUGACCAUUGAUCAUGUUUUUGAGAUACUAUUGAAAAUAACGGAGGGCAAUUCUUGGCAAGAGGCAUUCCUGAAGGUGUUACCAGAGAGGAAAAAUGCUCAACCGAUUGUUCCUGUGCAAUUCAAAAUAGAGGAAUCGCGAGAUCCAAUGCCUGUCGAUGUAAAUAGUGCAAUGUUAGUCAAUGUAAAUAGUACAAUGCAAAUUGAUGUAAAUAAUGUAAAUACUACAAUGCCAGUCGAUAUAAAGGACGUUUGCCAUCAAGAGAGUGCUAAUAUAUUGUAUCGUGUAUUUCCAAAUGUUAGCGAUGCGUAGACAAGAACAAGACGACAGAUACCAACUAUAAACGGGCUACAAAAACAUGUCCGAGACUCGACAAACGUCUCGUCAAUAUCUUCUUGCGCAUUAUUUUCUUUUUUUUUUUUUU
Messenger RNA from Formica exsecta, 671 nucleotides. Its product is annotated as tRNA methyltransferase 10 homolog A-like. The record is from RefSeq and is a predicted model, not a curated record. Gene Ontology annotation, cellular component: nucleus; nucleoplasm. Bases 35 to 559 code for a protein of 174 amino acids. The transcript is spliced from 4 exons. Gene Ontology annotation, molecular function: tRNA binding. Gene Ontology annotation, biological process: tRNA N1-guanine methylation. Lineage: Eukaryota; Metazoa; Arthropoda; Insecta; Hymenoptera; Formicidae.